Messenger RNA from Symsagittifera roscoffensis, 3698 nucleotides. RefSeq names its product DNA ligase 1-like. The transcript has a single exon. The record is from RefSeq and is a predicted model, not a curated record. Gene Ontology annotation, molecular function: DNA binding; ATP binding; DNA ligase (ATP) activity. Gene Ontology annotation, biological process: lagging strand elongation; Okazaki fragment processing involved in mitotic DNA replication; DNA biosynthetic process. Gene Ontology annotation, cellular component: nucleus; mitochondrion. Bases 418 to 3327 code for a protein of 969 amino acids. NCBI's taxonomy places the organism in Eukaryota, Metazoa, Xenacoelomorpha, Acoela, Convolutidae.
UCUGUAAAUUGCCACCUAUUGUAAUAUAUCACCGAUUUAGUUUAUAAAUCAUUUCUUCAACUGUUAAUCAUUUUCAGGUUUAAAUUGUCGAAGCUCGUUUCCUUAGUUCUUGGUAUUUUUCCUCUGAAAGUGCACUGUUUCAUCUUGAAUUUUUAGAGCUCCUUUUUGUGAAUCGCUGGUUGUGUUUUAAAAGGGAUAUAGAAAAAUGCUAUAUUGAAAACAUCGAUGCUUGUGAAUGGUAAAUAUUGUAAACAUUCUUGGUGAAGUUUUGAACUCAGUAAAGAAAAUAUUACAGAAUAGUGAGAAAAUUGUAUGAAAAUUAAUUAAUCAAAGUUAAUUAAUUGAUAUAAUUAAUUUUAAAAAGUUUUGAUUUAUUUGGAAGUGAAAUGUAUUCAUGAACUUUAUCUCAGAUAGUCAAUGAUGGCCCAGAAAUCGAUCCAGAGUUUUUUCUGUAGUGCCAAGACAAUAUCCAAGUCAUCACCGGUAGCCGGAGGAAUGAUGGCAGCAACAGCUGGUAAUACAUUGGCCCUCUCACAGUCCCAGCAGAACAGACAACAGCUGAAGCAUCAUCACACCACAAACAGUGCGAAUAGAAAGAAAGACACGCUAGAGACAGAGGAGAGUAAAAAGUCACCUUCAGGCAAGAAGAAUAUUUCAGACAAGUUCACACUGACAAAGAGGGAACCAGUAGAAUCAAAAACAGCAAAAACAAGAGUAGUGGCAACAGAAGGAGAGAUGGAAGGAAAAGAAGAAGAAGAAGAAGAAGAAGAAGGGACGACAUCCCCUAUCUGCAAAGUGGGCAAGAAGAGGAAGUCACAGAGGGUGAUAGAAGAGGACAGUGACGAGGAGAACUCGACGCCAGAGAGAACAGAACAACCAGAGGGAAAGCAGUCAGUGUCAGGAGAGACAUGGAACACUGCUUCUACUAAUGCUGCUGCUACUGCAGCUGUAGAGGAUGAGAACUCCUCCCGCUCUGUGGAGAUGAUAGACAGAGAAACGGAGAAGGAAAAGAAAGAGGAUAAUGAGGACGAGGAUAGAUCUCCGCCGAAGAAAGUGUUCCGCUCAGAGACAAAGGGCGUGACGACAAAGACACCCAAGAGUAACAAGAAAGCGCCUUCUGCACUGAAGAAAACAGCCACCAAGUCGAACACUGAAAAGAGUUCAAAAAAGCAGAAAACAGUUGGGAGCUCAUCUGCCGCUUCAAUUUCAACUCCUAAAACAGACAAGAAAGAGACAUCGAGCACUGAGCCGCCACUGGACAAAGUGGAGAUUCCGCGUGAUAUUGCAUCGUCCACAGCCGAGAAGAAAAUUGUCAGUGGUUUCAAUUCAGAAAAGAAGAAAGUGCAUGAAGUAAUCGCUUCCUCCUCCGAAUUCUGCGCGAAUCAAGAGAGCUACCGACCAGUGGGCAGUGCAUGUUGGCGAGAGGGGGAGCAGAUCCCCUACUUGGCAGUGGCGAAAGCGUUCAAACUGAUCGAGGAGGAACCAAGUCGUCUGAGAAUCACUCUCACCCUCACGAACUUAUUACGCAGUGCCAUUCGACUGUCUCCAAAGGACGUGCUAAGUUGCGUGUACUUGAGUCUGAACAAGUUAGGACCUGCGUACGAGGGACAGGAACUGGGAAUAGGGGAGACUCUGCUGAUGAAGGCACUGGCACAGGCCACUGGCAGAAAUGUGGACAAGAUCAAGGAGGACAUGCACUCUGUGGGGGAUCUGGGCAUAGUGGCGGAACAGAGUCGCACGUCUCAGAAGAUGUUAUUUGUGCCGGCUAGACUGACUGUAAAGACAGUGUUCGAUAGGCUGAAGAGCAUCUCGGAGAUGAGUGGCAACUCCGUGAUGAGCAAGAAAAUAGAGAAGAUUCGCUCUCUGCUGGUGGCAUGUCACGAGUGCGAGGCCAGAUAUAUCUUGAGGACGCUGGCGGGUAAGUUGCGCAUUGGACUGGCAGAACAGACUGUGCUGACGUCACUGGGACAGGCCUUCGCAGCCAUGGAGAGCGACAGAAGCAAUGACAAGCCACUGGGUGAGCUGAGUGACUACAAGAAACGCAGCGAACACAUAGUGUAUUUGGUUAAAAGCACUUACUGCGAGCAUCCCAAUAUGGAGAAUAUCAUCAAAGCAGUUCUCGAACAUGGCAUUGAUGCACUGGGCGAUCAUUGCAAACUGACUCCUGGUAUUCCUCUGAAGCCAAUGUUGGCACAUCCGGCCAAAGGAGUGCAGGACAUCCUGAGCAGACUGGACUCUAAGGGGGCAUUCACGAGCGAGUACAAGUACGACGGAGAGAGGGCCCAGAUCCACAUAUUCGACAAGAAAGUGAAGAUAUUCAGCCGCAACCAGGAAGACAACUCUACAAAGUACCCGGAUGUGGUGAAGAUAGCAGAGGACAUGGUGAAGGAGGGAGUGGAGAGCUGCAUCAUAGACUCCGAGAUAGUGGCAUGGGACGCGGACAAGAAGGCGAUUCUGCCGUUCCAGGUGCUGACCACGAGGAAACGCAAGGAUGUGCUGGAGGAAAACAUCCGUGUACAAGUGUGCAUCUAUGCGUUUGACAUGUUGUAUCUGAAUGGGAGCAGUCUGGUUCCGAAGAGUCUGCGAGAGAGAAGACAGGCGAUGAAAGACAGUUUGAAUGAGAUAGAGGGCAAGUUGGCCUUCGCCACUCACUCCGACACGAAUGACACAGACGAGAUAGCAGUGUUCUUGGAUGAGUCCAUAAAAGGCAACUGCGAGGGACUCAUGAUCAAAACACUGGACAGCUACGCCAGUUACGAGAUCGCACGCAGAUCUCACAACUGGCUCAAGCUCAAGAAGGAUUAUCUGGAGGGAAUCGGAGACACCCUGGACCUGGUAGUGAUAGGAGGCUACAGGGGAAAGGGCAAGAGAAGUGGAGUGUUUGGGGGAUUUCUGCUGGCUUGUUAUGACGAAGAUUCAGAGGAGUACCAGUCCAUCUGCAAGAUCGGCACUGGUUUCUCGGAACUGCAGCUGGUGACUCUGAACACGCAGUUUGCAGACAGUCAACUCGACACUCCCCCCACGUACUACUCCUAUGACUCUGGUCUGGAACCGGAUGCCUGGUUCGAACCCACUCAGGUAUGGGAGGUGAAGGCAGCAGACUUGUCCCUGUCUCCAAUUCACAGAGCCGCGAUGGGCCUCGUGGAGCCGGGAAAGGGAAUCUCUCUCCGCUUUCCCAGGUUCAUCCGAUGUCGGGAUGACAAGAGUCCGGAGCAGGCAACCGGGGCAGACCAAGUGGCCAAAAUGUACAACAGCCAGGACCAGAUCAAGAAUGCCAACAAGAGCAAAACAACGGGCGGCAACGACAUGGACGACGAUUUCUACUGAGAGUACCAAGCACCACACCAUAUGGACUUGUUUUUUCUUUGUCGUGUCAUGCUGAGCGAUAUCAAACUGAACUGAACUGAGCUGAAUAAAUUAUAGUGAUUGUUAAAUUGCAUAUUCCAGAUACGAGGAUUUUCUUUAAUUUUACCUGGAAAAAUGCUUAGUUCAAAUCAGCGGAUUUAAUACGAUACAAGUUUUUGAGCUCUCAUGUUAUUUAUUGUCUUUGUUUGUACCUUAGCUAAUUUAAGUUAACGGAAAUGGUUAAAUUGGAUUGAUGGGUGUUUUGUGUACUGAAUUUUUGAGAAUUUUGUUAAUAUCGGCAGCUGAAUGAAGAGGCAGUUAUUUUUGCAAUUUGAUUGUGAAAUUCGUUUUAA